This is a messenger RNA of Ectocarpus siliculosus, 1233 nucleotides long. The record is from the annotation of a GenBank genome assembly. Lineage: Eukaryota; Phaeophyceae; Ectocarpales; Ectocarpaceae.
UCGUAGCUCCUCCCAUCCCGCUGCCCUCACCUUAUCAUGAUGGCUUACCUCUCGAUCCUGGCUGUUAUUCUUGCGGGCCUGCCCAGCACUGAUGCGUUCACGAUGUCGGUGCGACCUUCUUCAUCGGGAGGUGGGGUGCAGAGAGCGGACUUCCUGCGGCAGGUUGGCGUUGGCGCAGCUGGUAUUGCGGGCGUGGCAGCGGCACCUCUCGCUUCGGUGGCGGCCGCACCGCCGGCGGUUGGUAGCAUGGCCCCCGAUUUCACGCUUCCCAGCAACGCUGGCAAAGACAUCAGCCUCAAGGACUUGCUCAAGCAGGCCAAGCACACGGUGCUCUACUUCUACCCAGGUGAUUUUACGUCUGGCUGCACCAUCGAAGCGCAGGGGUUCCAGAAAGACUUCGAAAAGUACGGCGCGAACAACGCGCAGAUCGUGGGCGUGAGCGUGGACUCCAUCGAGAAGCACCUGAACUUCGAGAAGUCGUACAACCUUCAGUUCCCUCUCCUGUCGGACAUCGGCGCCAACGUGGCGGACUUGUACGGCUCGAAGCUCGACAUCCCCUUCAUGGGUAAAUUUGCCAACCGUUUGACGUUCAUCAUUGGCUCCGACGGCAAGAUAGAGAAGGUGUUCACUGACGUGGAAUCGAAGGUGGCUAAGCACUCUGCAGAAGUAUUGGCCACUCUCGCCACCCUCUAGACAUGGAAUAAACGGUCUUCCUUCAUGCUCGAAGUUCAAGUUUGCGUAUUGAGGAUGUUGACAGUCAGAACCAAAUGCAUCGAGGCAACGCGCCACAGUGCGGAAUGGAUACAUAAAAGUGUUUAGACGCAAGGAAAGGGGUAGAGCGACUGCCAAUAUCGUCGGCUAUAGACUCGGGGCGUGCACCCAAACGGUUUGGACGUUGCUUUAGAGAUUAACCGACAAUCUUGUUUUCUGUACCACGUGGCCAUCUUUUCCGAUUUGUUGGACGGAAGGUUUGGCAGCUGUGCGCUUGGCUUGCCUACACCCGAAGUUACACGGAAGUUGUAGACAUCGAUCGUCUUCCGGAUGGUAUAUGGACGAGUGCCGAGGACGGGGGCAAUGUGAUGUUCGAAGCUCUGGUGUCGCGCCCAGUUUUGAAAGGCAGCGAAAGAUGGUGUUGUCGCUGAAGCAACGAUGUGUGUCUUGUUGAUGCGAACAAACGUGUUUCGUGGCUCUACCAAUUCGAACACGAGAAAAAAGGAGUGAGAGAUAAGCGUU